UACAUUUCUACUUUGUUUGAUUUGUCUUUCGCCGAUCUUAAAUAAAAAUUAAUAUUUUAUUGAAUUUAAUACAGAUUAUGGUGUAAAGUCAUAUAUAUUAUUUCAAUUUCGGAGUCUCGUAUUUAUAUAAAACCAAGUAUAACAAUUUACAUUUGAAGUCAUAUCUGUUACUCCGCGAGUCAGCAUGGCCGAUGAAGAUUUCAGCAAAUUAUUGCAGCAAGCCGAACAAUUAACUACUGAAAUCGAAGGCAAUGAGGAGUUGCCAAGGGUCGAAAGAUCUUUGGGACAAGUGUUAGAGGCAUCACAGGAACUUUAUUCCAGGGUUAUUCAAUCUGGCGCCAAUGAUAUACAAGCGCAUCUUUUAUUUGGAUCAAAAGGAAUUGAUCUACAACAAAUAUCACAGAAAUUAGAGACACUCAGUUCGAAACGAACAUUUGAGCCACUACAACCUAUUGCUGAUUCUGAUAUCGAGAGUUUUUUGAGAAAUGAAAGGGAAAAUGCUAUUUUAUCAUUAAUCGAUGAAGUCAACAAAAAUUCACUACAAACAACUGAAGAUCAAAAAUGGGAACACAUGCUCUCAGAAUGGAACAGAGAAAAAAUCAAACUUAUGAAUGCUAUGAUAGGUCCAUCACAAAAUUGGCUGGAUCUAAAACGCACUCCAGAGCCACCAAGCAUAGCGGAUGCACCUAAGAAGUUUGGUCACUCAAUGCUUGACAACAUGGAGGCUGCAUAUGCAAGGCAAGUUCAUCAAUACAACAAACUUGUAUUCCAAGGAUCGAAGUCGAGGACAGCAUUGCACCAGAAGUUUGCACAAGUUGCUGAAGAAUUUAAUGAUCCUAAAGUUAAAGAAAUGUGGGAAAUCGUCAAAACAAUGGCCAAUAUACCAGCUCUGGUAAGGGACGAAGAUCCUCUCAAAGCAAGAGGUAAUGAAACCAUUCAACAGUGCCUUAUUGCAAGAGGGAAAAACUACCUAGAGAAAAGAUAUAAGCAAUAUAUGAGUGAUGUUGUGAAGUCUAACCCAGCUGCAGCCAUGCGUGGAGGUGAACCAGGAACAUAUCCAUUGGUGAAAGGCUUUGUGGGAUUACGUCUCCAAGGCCAUGGUGUCCAGGGCCUAACAGAUGGAGUCAUUGAUGAUCGCCCACUUUGGCCUAUGGUAUAUUAUUGUCUCCGAAGUGGAGAUGCUAAUGCUGCAUUGCAUUGCUUACGAAAAGCCGGACGUGACCAUGAGGAAUUUAUGGCUGCCCUAGAAGAACACAUUAGAAACCCAGAGAAGUCACUAAGUGACAAAUUACAAACAGCAAUCAAUUUCCAGUACAGAAUUCAAGUGCGCAAUUCUACAGAUCCAUAUAAAAGAGCUGUAUACUGUGUUAUAGGUUGUUGUGACAUAAGUGAUGAGCAUGCAGAGGUGGCGCGAACUGCAGAUGAUUAUUUAUGGCUUAAACUCUCCAUCAUAAAAUCACGUACUACUAAUGAUACUGAGUUAUUCUCGUACUCUGAUUUACAAAAGCUAAUUCUGGAAGAAUAUGGAGAGACACAUUAUCACGCGUAUGAAAAACCACUUGUAUAUUUCCAAGUGUUGGCCUUGACAGGCCAAUUUGAACCUGCUAUUGAGUUCCUGUCGCGAAUACCAAGGUAUCAAGUGCAUGGUGUACAUAUGGCAUUGGCAUUACAUGACGUUUACAUGCUUGGGACGCCACGUAACGUCCAAGCACCAUUGUUGUCCGUAGAUACAGACGACCCGACACCUCUUCGACGUCUAAAUUUAGCGCGACUUUUGCUUCUUUAUGUUAGAAAAUUCGAACUCACGGAUCCAUCGGAUGCUUUACACUAUUAUUUCUUUUUAAGGAAUCUCAAAGAUCCUAGCGGAAAGAAUUUAUUCAUGUGCUGCAGUACAGAUCUUGCACUCGAAAGUCGGGAUUACGACAUUCUUUUCGGUAGAAUGGACGCUGUCACUGGUUUGCGAAGUCCCGGUCUACUAGAUCAAUUUAACAAUCCCCAUAUUGAUAGUAAGGUGAUAGCUCUUAAUGUAGCGGAACAACUAGUUAAUAAAGGACUUUUUGAAGAUGCCAUAACGAUGUAUGAUAUUGCCGAGAAACUGGAGAAGGUGCUAGAGUUGUUCUGCGUGCUGCUCGCGCAGGUGGUGAACAGCGGCGGAGGCGAAGGUGGUUUGCGGCGGCGGCUGGCGCUGCUGGCCGAGCACGUGUCACGACGGCUGCGCUCCGCCGACGACCCGCUGCCGGCCGCACUCGUCGACGCUUACACCAAGCUGUGCAAGCUGAUGACAUUCUUUGAUCAGUUCCACAGUGAGAACUACGACGGCGCGCUUGAAACACUCCGCGAAUGUGAUUUAGUGCCUUUGAGUACAAGUGAACUGGAUGCGCGUGUAUCUGCGGCUAGAAAUGCUCGUGGUGAGCUGCUUCGCAGUUUGCCUGCUGUACUCCGCGCCCUGUGUACUAUAUUGCUGGCGCAGAGACAAAAGUUGCGUGCGGCCGCACAAGCACAACCCCUGGCAAUUCAGACUAAUAACAAACAAGUGGAAUGGCUUCGUGAACAAGCAGAGGUCCUGAAUACGUUUGCUGGUAGCAUAGCUUACAGAAUGCCCGGUGAUACUUAUAGUCAGUUAGCACAAAUGCAAAUACUGAUGCAUUAAAAUAUUGCCCCCAUUAAUAUAAUCUACAAUCACUUCUUACUAAGAAAUAUAUGAAAAAUUUUACUAAUAU
Achroia grisella is the source of this 2720-nucleotide messenger RNA. Its product is annotated as nuclear pore complex protein Nup93-like. Bases 185 to 2650 code for a protein of 821 amino acids. The transcript has 15 exons. The record is from RefSeq and is a predicted model, not a curated record. Gene Ontology annotation, cellular component: nuclear pore. NCBI's taxonomy places the organism in Eukaryota, Metazoa, Arthropoda, Insecta, Lepidoptera, Pyralidae. Gene Ontology annotation, biological process: protein import into nucleus; poly(A)+ mRNA export from nucleus. Gene Ontology annotation, molecular function: structural constituent of nuclear pore.